Messenger RNA from Exophiala oligosperma, 2743 nucleotides. RefSeq lists its product as uncharacterized. The transcript has a single exon. Gene Ontology annotation, molecular function: protein kinase regulator activity. Gene Ontology annotation, cellular component: protein kinase CK2 complex; cytoplasm. The coding region runs from base 548 to 1858 and encodes 436 amino acids. The record is from RefSeq and is a predicted model, not a curated record. Lineage: Eukaryota; Fungi; Ascomycota; Eurotiomycetes; Chaetothyriales; Herpotrichiellaceae.
AUUUGACUGUGCGCUUGUCACUGCACUCGUAUUCUACCAAUCCACCUUCUUUCCUAGAUACUUGCGACCUCUCGAGCGGCAUUGCUCGAAGGCCUUUACGAUACACCUUUGCAGGACCUCGGUCUCCUGGAAUAUUCGUAGAGCAACCCUAGCAACCUGUCAAUCGCAAUCAUCCUCUCCUUUUGCUCGGCCUUUCUCGAAUCCUGGGUAUUCUGUAAACGCGACCUAGAAGACGCACAUACAGAAACGUCCAGGCUUGGAAUACGCUCUUUAUGCACGGAUCUUGACACAAGAGUUCUCAACGCCCUGCCCACCUCUCAACCCCGCGACCCCGCGGCCUCUGCGAAGUAGCCACUUCUCCUUACGACGUUAUCGCUGCCUAGCGACUGCUUCGCGUCGACACUGCACAGCAGGACGUCUUACCAAUCUGUCUGCAGAAAAGGCCUCCGUUCUGGCCGCUGGCCUGGACAGGCUCGAAAUCGACACAGAGUACUCUGAAUCUCUCUACUAUCAGCAGUUUACAAGUUCUUCUGCGACGAUUUCAGACAUGUCGCAAUCCUCCUCGCAGAGUCCGGACAGCUGGAUAGGUCAAUUCUGCAGUUUGGUUGGACACGAAUACUUUGCCGAAGUCAGCGAGGACUUUAUUGAGGAUGAUUUCAACCUGACAGGUCUACAAGCUCAAGUACCAAUGUACAAAGACGCCCUGGAAAUGAUACUUGACGUGGAACCUUCUGACACAAAUUCAUCGGCAUUGUCCGAUGAGGAGGAGGAAGAAGAGGAAGAAGAGGACGACGGAUUACUUGGUGACGAACUCGAUGAUCCCGCCGCGAAUGGUGGCGCGAGACGACAAUCAGGCAUGUCAGCAGGUGGCAGAAAGCAUGGACGUUCAUCAUCGGAUACGUCAGUCAUCGAAUCCUCUGCAGAACUUCUCUACGGUCUCAUACACGCCCGAUACAUCACCUCAAGACCGGGCAUCCAGCAAAUGAUGGAGAAGUAUGAGUUGGCUCACUUUGGCUAUUGUCCGCGAGUAUAUUGUGCUGGUGCCAAGGUCCUACCCAUAGGAUUGACAGAUACCCCAGGUCAACAGACGGUAAAACUUUUCUGUCCGAGUUGUCAGGACGCAUAUACGCCGCCAAAUUCUCGGUUUCAGGCCGUGGACGGAGCGUUCUUUGGAACGACAUUUCCCUACUUGUUCUUGAUGUCCUACCCGGAUCUCGAUAUUGCUCCGCCUAAGAGGCCACGAGCACGAGACUCGUCCCAUCAAGGCAAUGAUGACGUAGAAAGCACAUUAAGCCCCAGCGAAGCUAACGUCUCGCGUGCAGGCAUGACGGCCAGCCGAAGCUCCAGUCUCACACUGCCACAACCUCCCACGAUUCCAGGUAUCACGACAGCCAAGGAUGCUCAACAGGCGUCGGGAAAUGCUCCACCAACCCUCCCACCUCAGCCAGCCAGCAUAAAUGGAAUCGCUACAGGCAAUCUUGCUCCUGGAUUGGGUAGAGGCAAGAUCUACGAGCCCAAAAUCUAUGGGUUUCGUGUAUCUGAACGAGCUAAGAGCGGCCCAAGAAUGCGGUGGUUGCGUUCAAAACCAGCAGACAUAAAUGAACUUGACGAAGCAAGGCUGUGGCAUGAAAGAUAUGGGGGAACUGUGGAUGGAGACCCGGAGGAAGAAGCGGAGCAGACUGCCGGUGAGCAGGAAGAUGAGGACGCGGAAGACGAUGUCGCGGAUGCUGAUGGAGAUGCAAUCAUGGCUAGUCAAAGUCAAGCCAACAUCAAGGAUAAACAAGGCUCUGGGAAGUCGAAACAAAAGUCAGCAGGUCAAAAACAAGGUCAGCAACAGGAGACCUCGACUUGGAUAUGAGAUCAGAUCCAAGAAUAGCCCCCAUGAGACGGCGCUCACUAUUCCCCAAAAAACACUCUUCGUGGUGGUCUUGUCUGAUAAUGCAGCUUGUUAAAUUGCCAUCCAGAGUCCCCGAGAUCAGAUCGGUACAGAGAACGACUGCCAACAACGGCAGGUCCGAGAAUUGCACCCUAUAGACAGGCGAGUCUCAGUGGGAGCCAUUCUUUCAUGUUGUGAUGAUUACAAAAACCCCCCACGAAGUCAUUACACGACUGAGCACACCCGAGGCCUCCGGAUUCGGUGCAACAGAAUACCGAUAUGAACUUGACUGGGUUGACACGGUGUUCAAGUCUUUUGCUCGACAAGACGAUCGAGACUUGAUAGUUUUCAAAUUCCACGCCCACCAGAACUGUUAGCAAGAGAUCUUGGGGACAUCGUUGCGCUGACUCCAUCCCGUCACUUACUUUUCUGGAAGUGAAAUCAUCUGGGAUAGCGGGCAUGGGCUUUUACACAACCGAGCGAUUUUCUCUCUGGACACAUGCACUAUCUGGGGAAAUGGCAUAUCUUGAAGCUACUUUCACUCCAUCUGGUUGAUUAGGGGGCCGACGGACUGGUCGUGCGAUCGAAGACAAUGCAGACGUUGUAAUGAAUUUACAGUGAGGACGGUUUGAUGGUGGGACGCGGGGAUGACGGAGGCACGAAUGAUAAUGAAUGAAACUGGGUGGGAAGAGCAUGGCGGAGGUGGUGAUGAUCAUGGUGAUGCUACGUACUAUGUCCUCGUGGUAUUACUGCUCGUCGUCGCGUGCGGGGGAUGUGAGGUGCAACAAGUUCUACUGGGCGUUUUGCAUCGUGCCUUUUAGCAGCGAGAAGACAGAGAGACUACAGAAUGCAAAUUCGUUGUAAAGA